Purpureocillium lilacinum is the source of this 1008-nucleotide messenger RNA. The record is from RefSeq and is a predicted model, not a curated record. Lineage: Eukaryota; Fungi; Ascomycota; Sordariomycetes; Hypocreales; Ophiocordycipitaceae.
AUGCGGGACUGUCGCGGCACGUCUCCUGGUCCCAUGUCGUACAGGCUCAGGCCACGGAACCAUGGGGUUAUUACCCCAGAUUUUUCAUCUCGUGGUAGCCCCUCAUUCUGGCGGAGGGCCGCGCGGAAUGGUAGACGGAAACAGAGCCGCUGUGAACACGAGGGGAGACUGUCGAGGACGGAAAUUUGGAAGUGGAAGCAUCUCCCUUGGGUCGUCCUCGGCGGCACACCGGUCAAGCCACAAACAUCGAAACAGCCACACGGUGGGAACGACAGCGGCAGGAUUCCGCCAAACUUUUGCCAGACUCCGUCGCGGGGCGAAAGCUUGUCAGUUGCAAAGUCUGGCGGCGCCGUGCUUUGCACCGGACACAUCCAGGAACCAGCUUCAGGAACCGAAUCAUCUAACUUGACAUGCAGGCAAUCCGACUCACACCCUCUAUCCUAUACACAGAGCCCAUUGAGAUUGCCAUUCAGCACGACCAUUACCCCUCGCGACGCACCAAAGCCCUCCCACGGAUGUGGUUGCCGGCCCGUGUCAGUUGUCUCCAGGGACCGCACCUACCGCAGAUCAAUCGCCCUAAAAUGGAUUCAGCUCCGGCAAGCCACAUGUCUGCGGCGGGUCACCGUUUCUCCUUUCACUAGUGACAGGGCCACCACGUGUGAAAGCCCCGUAUCGCCUCUGCGCACUCGCCGUGCGGAUGCGCCGCUGACAUUUCGCGACAUCGCAAGGGACGCCGUGAGCCACAGGAUCGCGCUCAAAUGGGCGCAGUCAAUUUGCAAAGUGAGAUUCUGGCCACCGACCGACUCUGCAGGGCAUGUCCACACGCAAAAUUUUGGGAAGCCAGCUGGACGGCUUGACUCAAUACCCCUGCAGCCCUGCCGAGGCUCGUCCCUUCUGAUGAUGUGGAUGAUGUGCAGGCCCGUGUCGGAGCCGAGCGCCUGGCAGGCAAGAAGUCGACCGUUUGUUCCCGCUGUGGGCCCUCGUGUGGCGGCCCACUGCUGGUCUUGA